Fusarium vanettenii 77-13-4 is the source of this 2394-nucleotide messenger RNA. RefSeq lists its product as uncharacterized. NCBI's taxonomy places the organism in Eukaryota, Fungi, Ascomycota, Sordariomycetes, Hypocreales, Nectriaceae. Gene Ontology annotation, biological process: peptidyl-serine phosphorylation; peptidyl-threonine phosphorylation. Gene Ontology annotation, molecular function: ATP binding; protein serine/threonine kinase activity. Bases 1 to 2394 code for a protein of 797 amino acids. The transcript has 7 exons. The record is from RefSeq and is a predicted model, not a curated record.
AUGUCCUCCGAAGAUUCCACCGAUGAAUUCAUCCGAAAGUUCCAAGACUCCAGGAGGGGGCAGCCAUCCCACCUUCCUGCCUUCGACCCACUACCCAACGACGCCGACAUGAACAGGAGACGUGACGUAUUCUCCAGGAGCUCCGGAGACUCCAGCCACGUCUUCGAUUAUGGUCGUUCGCUUCAGAGUGAUCGGACGGCAACAUUGCCAUUGACGGCCCAGGACACCGAUCUUGUUGGGAUAGGCGGAGCUGGCAACACCCUCCACCAGCGAUCCAAACUGGGCGAUCUUCUCUCCCGCGCCAUGCUUGAGGGGCAAUCAAAGAGAUGGCUACCUGAGAGCGAGCUUUUGCGACUCUGCCAACCCGAUAACAUCUUGGGUGAGUUGACGGCAACCUUUGACCACAAGGAAGCGAUGAGGUUCUUUCACUAUAUAUGCGGGCAUCCUCUUGAUGAUGCCCAGGCGGAGCGUCCAGCUGUCAAGAUAUUUGUAGUACUCCUCUUGAUCAACGAACUCAAAGAACUGAAGCGCUUCGUCGAUCAUGGCUACUGCGACAACGACCUCCCUUUCACCUGGCACACUUGGGGUGCGAACAGGAGGAUACUCUGUCCCCGGAACCAACCGUUUUCCAGAGCCCAACACAUUGAACACGAAGCUUGCUUCAAGGAGGGCGAGGACAGAUUCAUGGAUAACUUUUAUCGUGAACAGUGGCAGGUCCACAUCCCCUUUAUCUCCAGGACCAAGAACAACCAAGUGGUCGAGUAUGAGCUUCAUCACCACACCAUAAUGCCGUGGACGUUCGUCGAAGGGGUCGGGCAGCAAAGCGGAUACUCUAACGUAUCCAUGAUCAAGAUUCACCCUGCCCACCAUUCCUUUGGCGGAGAUGGCACAUUUGCUCUCAAGAUUCUUCACUCUACUGACCCGGAGGAUCUCAAACGGGAGCUCUAUGCCAUAAGAAAGAUUACGACUGGGUCUCAUGUGAUUGAGCUGCUUGCUACCUUCAAGCGCGGAUCUGAGCUCUCGUUCCUCUUCCCGUGGGCUGCAGGGGGUAACUUGGCCGACCUCAUGAAGGAAGCCCCCUCCAACUUGCUCCCUCUCUCUACACCCAAUCCCUCUGAUGUCCUCGCUCGGUGGCUCUUUGAGGAGUGUUUCGGCAUCGCCAGAGGCCUCCGUGGAAUACACGAGGUCGAGCCCAAGGUUCGAGAUGGUGAUGACUUCGACAAGGAGGAGUGGGCAAAGAAAUACGGGAUUCACGGCGACCUCAAACCUGAGAACAUCUUGCGCUUUCUAGAUGAUGGCCUCGGCAACCUAAAGCUGUCCGACUUUGGCUUGACCAAGUUCCACAGCAAGGCCUCGAGGUCUAACCAGCCUGGGGAUGGGCCCAUGUCUCCAACAUAUGCUUCACCUGAGCAGAGGCAUGACUGCUUUUUAGUUUCUAGAAGGUCAGAUGUUUGGGCUCUCGGGUGUGUCUUCUCUAUGCUCUUGACCUGGGCCAUUCGAGGCCCGAAGGCGCUCGAGGCGUAUGGCAAAGCUCGCCAUGAUGAGAAAGACCCAGGUCGAAGGGGAAACUGGUAUCUGGACACUUUUUACGGGACACAGCACACAGAAGAUGGGCACCCAUUGAUUCCUGAGGGUUUCUUCCUAAAGAAGGCCGUGACCGAUUGCAUUGAAAAGAACAAGGAAGCGAUCUUGGGGCCUGAUCGUGAAUGCAACUACUUGACCCAAUUUCUAGACUUUAUCCGCAAUAGGAUGCUGGAGACCCGCAGCGACAAACGUGCCACGUCUGAGGAUGUCUCCCCCAUCACGGGGGUGCCAGUCAUCAUUUACAGCACGAGGCGUCACACCCUAAGCAUGCCAUUCGGAGAAAGCAGAAGCAAUUGGGGGAGUAUACAGUUGGACAUGGACGAAUGCAACUUCAAUACAUAUAUAAAAGGUAAAUGCUUGAUUAUGCUUAUCCUGCUCUUUGGGAGUUUCUACCCUGACUCGAUACUUUUGCAAAGAGGAACCCAAAACGAAUUGCCGACAGAGACGCGUGACAGUGUCUACAUCAAAGCUUUGGAUUGGUAUCGGGUCGUUACCGGUCAAGAGCACGAUGUAGACCCCGCCAAAGAUGAUGUAUGCGAGGAUCAUAACCUCGACGACGUAGGGACCCUUAGGCGCAUCCUCGGUGGACGUGGCAGUGUUCGUGGUCAUGAAAAGGAGGGCGACGAAGAAGGCAAAAAUGAAGAUGACAUAGGACUUGGCCAAACUGGCUCGACCUCGCAGCUUGAAGGUUCUCACGAUGAGGACGGAGGUCCAUUGGAGGUAUAUGCCGAGUCGGAUGCCGAAUCCGUAGAUAUCUGGCUCGCCUUGGAAGGCGCAUGGGCCUGCAGAAUCUCGUCGAAAGGGGGUUGA